AUGCGAGAGUUUAUGCACUACAUCACAAACGCCUUCUACGGCGCGACUGAUUGGAACGAGGACAACACCUACAAAGAGCUUAAUGCCACCGCCAGAGAGCUCAUCGACUUCCCCAUCCCUCGGGGACUCCGCCUGACCCUUUCGUCCCUUGCAACGCCUAACUUUGCGACAAGCUACCAGCUCGGCAGCAUUGGCAUCGUCGAUGGCUCCAUCUCGUACCUACAUAGUUCGAUCCCUUUGACAAGCACCGUCGCACAAUCCGAUCGUAUACCCCUACCAGCCUUGCUGCGGUCUUAUCGGCGACUACACGAUCUUGGUUCAAUAGAGGGAGAACAGUCCGUGGACAAAGUCGGUGAUGAAGACACCCCACCAGUCAACGCUCCCGCUGGCGUCCAUCACGCACUCUGCCAAAACGGACACACUCUGCUGUAUGGCCGCCUGUAUCUACCACAGUCGCUCCUCGAAGGUCUAGUGGUUCGGCGCUUCAACCCCUCUCUCCAGGUCCAGCUCUCUGCUGUUAGCGAGCAGUCGUUGAAAAACGGCGGCACCGUAUUGGGCCUCGUGCAGUAUGACAAGGGAAAGUACGGGGUGGAAGGUUUAGCUUCAACUGACGGUGGUCUCCUCGGUGUUCGCGGCCUGUACAACUUUGGUGGGGAUGCUGCCUCGUCGGCCAAGAGCCCGCCAACUAGCGCUGUGUCCUCAGAUGCCAAUGGAAACGGCCAGCCCGUGGAGAAAGAACGAAUAUACGGCCGCUUUAGUGCGGGCGGCGAGGUGUAUUACGGGACACUCAACAAAUCUGGCGGCAUGUCUCUCGGCGCCCGGUUCGCGACCCUCCCAGCACACCGAGGGACUCCGCUGACGGCAACCUUGACCAUCAAUCCCCUCAUGGGGAACAUCAAUGCCACAUAUGCCGUCCUAGCCCAAGACUACUGCUCCCUGGCAACCAGGAUGGAGUUCAACGUUUACAGUUACGAAAGCGAGUGGGCGGUGGGCAUGGAACUGUGGAGCAACCGGAGACCGGCCGGUUUCUUGCUCGGCGCCGAUCCCAGCAGCCAAAACGAGCCCGAUCCCGCGCCUCCCACAAGGAGGGAAAGAAGUUUCCAGGCAAAGAUGGAAUGGCGAUUGGACGACCCGGAACCGGAGCCGGAGCGGGCCAAAGCUGGAACGAAUGCUGCGGAAGGCGGGAGCAAAGAAGAGUAUCUGGGCGUCUUGAAGGCCCGGCUCGACCAAAACCUGAGGAUCGGCCUCCUAUGGGAAGGCCGCGUUAAGUCGCUCAUCUUCAGCCUGGGUACCGGUGUCGACCUACGGAGGUUAGGAGAACCAUUCCGAAGCCUGGGUCUCGAAGUACAGUAUUCCUCGUGA
Canariomyces notabilis is the source of this 1362-nucleotide messenger RNA. RefSeq lists its product as uncharacterized. The record is from RefSeq and is a predicted model, not a curated record. NCBI's taxonomy places the organism in Eukaryota, Fungi, Ascomycota, Sordariomycetes, Sordariales, Chaetomiaceae. Bases 1 to 1362 code for a protein of 453 amino acids. Gene Ontology annotation, cellular component: ERMES complex; SAM complex. The transcript has 2 exons. Gene Ontology annotation, biological process: establishment of mitochondrion localization; protein insertion into mitochondrial outer membrane; phospholipid transport.